ACCACAUACGUCACUCGCCGUCAUUUCCUCCCCACGUGAGACUCUUGUACAUGUGAGGAGUUUUCGCUGCUGCGAUAUUUGUCCUCGUUUACGGAUUCAAAGAUCAAUUUUCUCCUCAUAUGAUCAUCGACAGCAGGAACAUGGAGUCCGCAGAGGAGGAAGAGCAGCUCGGGUUAGAGUCCGAGGAGGAGAGUGAAUUAUCGGACAGUGAGGUGAGGAAACCGCUGGAACAUCGGCUAACGAAGCUAACAAGAACUAAACAGAGUUACCACUGAGAGGAGGAAUCCGAAAUGUUCAUGUGGAUGAAGCAAUAUUGUUAAAAUGAGACACCCGUCUGGAUAAAAUUAGACUUACAUUAUCGUAGAUUUACAUUUUACCGCAGCUAUGACUUAUUAUUGAUGACUGUGUGUUAACGAUGUUCAUCUCAUUAUUAUACCUGAUUUUAUUUUCCACAGCUUCAAGAAGCUUUUGCUCAGGGGUUGUUGAAACCAGGAAUGAACGUCCUGGUGGAUAAAGCCAAAAAAUCUGUGAAUAAUGUGGUGAGUAAAUCCACUCACAACAGAAGACACGUAUCAGUGUUGUAUGUCUAAUGUGAAUUUGGUGAUGUGUAACCAGUAGUAGUAAAAAAAAAAAAAUGAGGGGAUGGUGGGCUUUAUUGUUUGGGACAGAUAUUUUUGUUCUGAUGACAGUGCACAAAGUGGGAAACCAACUGUGGUACCCAUUUUAUUGUUGCUAAAGCACAGAGGUAAUUAUUAUAUUAUGCCUUGGAUCAAGCUGUCCAUGUCACUUGGCCAUGAUACUGAAAUUGCAUCAGCAUCACCAGUGCUGCUUCACCACUUACAGAUGUCAUUUAUUUUGAAAAGGGGAAAAAAGUGUGUUUUUCACAUAUGCCUCUUCACCCAGAGUAUUUUAUUAAAUAUGCACAAAGAUCCCUGUCGCAGGGUUCUCGUCAAAAAAACAAAAUAAACAUUGAAAUGGUGGUAAUAUUUACAAUGUUAAAUUACUAGUAAUAUUUCCACAUAAGAAUGGUUUCAAUGAUAGAAAGCUGGGAUGACCGUUUUAGAAGGGGGGAUGAGUUUUACCAUUUUCAUUUCAGGGGGAUGCCAUCCCUCCUCCUUCCCCCCUCAACUCAAGUACUGUGUGUAACCUUGUGUCUAUGUUGUGAUGCAGGAGGGGUUGAAAGCGAGCCUCGCUGACUUGCGUAAAGACCUUCCCUGGGUGGAGAGGUUGGAUCUGACAAACCCGCCCGUUGAAGACAUUCUCGCCAAAGCUGAAGGCAAAGCUCCAAAUCCAGUCAAUGGAGACGUCAACGCGGACGAUGAUUUCCAAAGGGAGAUGUUCUUGUGAGUGAAUUUAACUUUAUGUGGAGCUUGUUUACUGAUUCAAAAACAGCUGCAACAUGUAAACAACUGACUUGCUGCUCUGAAGCUGUUUAUCAUGUUAGAUGAUCCUACUCAGCAGACGACCACUUGAUGAAACUUUACUCUGUUCUAUCUAAACCUGUAAUGUCCUAAUUUUUAACCCUCAGCUACCGUCAGGCUCAGGCGACAGUGUUAGAGGCUCUACCCCUCUUAAAGAUGCACGGCAUACUCACCAAGAGGCCUGACGAUUACUUUGCAGAGAUGGCCAAAUCAGACCAGCAAAUGCAGAAGGUGCGCUCCUUUCUCCUGACUCAGAAUUUAUCUUCAUGUUAUUGAAGCUCAGAGCCUUGUGGAUUUCUUGGGUUUCCAAAUCAUGACUAAAACAUUUCUGUAUUUCUUUCUUCUUAUUUGUUCAUCUUUUUGUUGUAACAAGUACUAUUACACUCAACUGAUAUUUCUUUAAUGGUAAAGGUACUAAAGGCUGGUCUGUAUUUAUUGUAGUAAGAGUUUAUUCCUGUAGGUAUACUGGUGUUCCACUGGUGGUUAAUCAAAGACGUUUGCUCUCUUCUUUUGAACAGAUUAGGAAAAAGCUGAUCUCCAAGCAAAUGAUCAUGGAGAGGUCAGAGAAAGCCAAGAAACUGCGAGAACAGAGGAAGUUUGGCAAAAAGGUUGGUACCUCUUUCUCCACCUGGAUUUCUGUUUUUUGUAACACGCUCAUUUGAGGACAGAAUUUCACUCCCAUUUAUCAAUAGAGAGCUAUCUGUGUAAGGAUUUAACAAGAAUCAACAUGACUUUUUCUAUGUCUACCAGGUCCAAGUCGAAGUGAUCCAGAAGAGGCAGAAAGAGAAGAAAGCCAUGAUGUCUGCAGUGAAGAAAUACCAGAAAGGUGAGGGUUUUCACUGGUGUGGUUUCAUGUUGUGAUUAUUCUCUGCAAGUUUCUCUGUUACUGAUUUAAUGUCGGUGAAAAGAAAGUUAAAGCAAGAUGUUGGUUGUAAUCACAGAUUUCCUUCUUAAUGAGUGAGUUUAUUCCCAAAUGGAGGCUUAUUGGUUUCUAAUCCACCCUGCUCUUAGGUAUGACAGACAAACUGGACUUCUUAGAAGGGGACCAGAGAUCGGGUAAAGAGACUCAGCAGGGAUCCAAGAAAGUGGCCAACAAGAAGGGGUAAGCCAGAAUAACCAAGCUGUAUAUGAUUACGAAUCAGCAAUUGUGCCUUUUUUUCUAAUAAAUUUUCUUUUCCACAGCCCCAAUGCUAAGAGGAAAUACAAAGAUCAGAAGUUUGGUUUUGGUGGUAAGAAGAGUGGAAAGAAGUGGAACACCAAAGAGAGCUUCAAUGAUGUGUCCGGUUUCCGAGCUAAAGUGGCUCAUGCUAAAGGCAACAAAGGAGGAAAGAAAGGCAAAGGAGGAAAACAAAAUGUGAGUGACUCAUUUAUUUCAAAGAUAGUCUGGAUUGAUGAAUGAAGGACAGUGGUUGAAGAGAAUUUUAAUACUACUCAGUGAACAGUUUCCUCUGCAGAAAAAAAGAAACUUAAUAUCUCUCUCUUUUGUUUUUCAGAAACGUCCGGGCAAAUCAGUCCGCAGGAAAAUGAAGUCUCGCUCUUAAACUGAAUGGACAUUCGCUGGUGAAAAUGCCAGACUGGACUCUUGGUUUCAGGCAGGAUUUCAUAGGCCUGCUCCUCUAUAGGCAUCCAGAGACAUGCAGGAGAACGUGGGCUUUUUUUACACCUUUAAUUCAGUUUGCUAUGAAAUAUGUCUGGAUUGAUGUUGGAGACCCUGAGAGAGAGAGAGAAAGAGCAGUCCUGCCAAUCUGUGAAAGAAGGACCCUGAGAGAUUGUGGACUACACAGAGAUACUCAAACUACAGAGAGAAUCCGACAAUAUUAAGACAUACUGCAGACUUAAUUUUUGGCCCUUAGCCUCUUUUUUGAUAAGCCUCAGUAUCUACAUUAACCUUCUCACCAUCUCGUCUGCAUUGUGUGCCCUUCAGAGUUUAUUUUGUUUUAUUUUUUUUUACAAACUCAGCUCCUUGACUCAUCGAUUCUCCCCAUGUGACAUGACAUUUAAUAAUAUUGAGCAGCUGCUACUUUUGCCCUUUCCUCCAUUCAUUAAUAUGAUUAGGAUGUGAUGGGUAAGGCCGCUUUGUGUAGACCUGUGCGAGUGUUUGCCAUGCAAGUCUGUUUCUUUGUUUGCUCAGAUGGAAAUGCAGAACGGCAGCUUUGGCUGAUGACAUCUGAGUGUUUGAUAAAUAAAAAUCUGAUCUAAGGUUCUUACUUUUA
Messenger RNA from Xyrichtys novacula (pearly razorfish), 3634 nucleotides. The record is from the annotation of a GenBank genome assembly. NCBI's taxonomy places the organism in Eukaryota, Metazoa, Chordata, Actinopteri, Labriformes, Labridae.